Molecule: messenger RNA, 3814 nt
Organism: Puntigrus tetrazona (Sumatra barb)
Lineage: Eukaryota; Metazoa; Chordata; Actinopteri; Cypriniformes; Cyprinidae
Gene: intu
Product: inturned planar cell polarity protein
Exons: 15
Coding region: 169-3066 (965 amino acids)
Biological process (GO): cilium assembly; vesicle-mediated transport; nervous system development
Cellular component (GO): cytoplasm; cilium
Molecular function (GO): protein binding
Source: RefSeq, a predicted model, not a curated record
ACCGCAUGCUUCUCUCUUUGCUUCUUUACAGAAACUGGAGUGGACAUCCACAAACGGAGCUCUCUCUCUACAAUAACAGUCUUUCAGAAGACAAUCCCUAUGAUCUGCAUCACGGAAUAAUUCACCCACACCGACGAAACCGCAUGUCACAAAUAUGAAGCAUAAAUAAUGUUUAAUAAUUGCUCGGAUGGAAGAUCUUUUCAGUCUUUCUCUAAUAACUUGGAGGAUUUCGAUUCCAUACGGAGUGUGCUUCUUUACAGUGACCUGGAGCCGGAAUGGCUGGAUGACGUCCAGAAGAACGGUGAACUCUUCUAUCUGGAGUUGAGCGAGGGAGAAGAAGAAGCCCUUCUCGCCCAGGUCUCUGCAAGUCACUCCGCUGCCACCAAUCACGUCCGCUUCAGCGAAAAGGAGGCGGAAAUCAUCACAGACAAUGGCAAAAAGCAAGCGGCCUCCGGCAGCAAAACCGAAGCAAAACUCAAGAAGCUCACCAAGAUCCUGAGGCGAAAGCGGCGACCGUCUCAAAGGAAAGCCUCCGAUGGGAAAGACGCAGGCCCUUCUCAGCGUCCCACCUCUAUUUUGAAGAAUCAAGCGGGCCAGCGGACUGGAGUCGUGGUCCAGCAGCAGCGUCUGAAGGACGUGUGUGUGUAUCUGAACCCCAAACGUCUCGGCGGUUCCUCGUCUCCGUCUCCUGAGAGAGGCGGUUUGUUAGAGGCCUUGUUGGGCGUCGUUCACCGUCCUGGAGGAAAUGCAGGGAAAAAAGGGGGAAAACUCAUCAUCCAUGGUCUGGUCCCUCACAGUCCCGCUAGCAAGUGUGCCGAAAUUCUUAUCGGUGACGCUCUGGUUGCUGUGGACGAUGUGGAUGUUACUUCAGAAAACAUUGAGAGGGUUUUGUCAUGUAUACCGGGCCCCACACAGGUGAGACUGACUCUGGAGACGGCGUGUCCCGUCGGGAUGGCUCCGGACCCGAGGGCUAAAGCGGCUCCUGCGGUCAGUCAGCUGGUUCGGCUGCUGUGGGGCGAGGACACCGUCGAGCUCCAGAUGUCCAUCGCACACGUCCCGCACAUAGUCAUGUACCUCUCGCUCAAACUGGACUCUGAUUCGCCGCAAGACGAGCAGGAGAUUUUGUACCAGUAUCCGGCGUCUGAUGCUGCGGUUCAGCUGAAAGCAGUGAGAGGCAUUUUCCUGACGCUCUGUGACAUGCUGGAGAACGUCACGGGAGGACAGAUAGUCAGCUCAUCUCUGUGGCUCGGGCAGCAGCUGGUUCAUGUGGGCUACUGGAAGGAAGGAUCCAAUCUGCUGGUGUUGGCUGUACCUGCCAGCAGGGUUCCUCUGCUGUAUUUGCAGACUGUGAUCGAGGGAGUUGUCCGAACGCUCAAGGUCAUGUUCGGCUCUCUCGACAGCUGCUUCUGUGAGGAGGAGAACGGUCCUCGUCUGGAUCACUUCUUCUGCCUCUUCUUCCAGCAGCUCAUCCAGCCGUCUCGUUUGAUCGACGGCUCCAGGCCGCCCAGCCCUGACGUCUCUGGGAGCCUGUUCUUAGACGGCCUGCCCGCCGUGCGCUGGCUCACUUUACCAGCAGACAUAAAGGUGGAAGUGGAUACUGUGCUCUCAGACUUCGAGUCGUCGGAUUUUGGCGACAUGUCUGAGGACUUCUAUGGCAUGAGGCGUCUCUACGUCAUUCUGGGCUCCUGUCUGUUUUAUAAGGGCUAUCUCAUAGCGAACCACCUGCCCAGAGAAGACCUGCUGGACGUGUGUCUGUACUGUCAGCACUACUGUCUGCUGCCGCUGGCGUCCGAGCAGCGCGUGGGUCAGCUGGUGGUCUGGAGGGAGGUGUUUCCUCAGAGGAGAACCGGCUCCGCAGCGCAUCCUGGAUACGGCCAGCCGCGCGGGCGACACUUCCUGCUCAUUGUGGGCCUGAGGCACUUCAUGCAGUGUGUGUUGCUGGAGGCCGGUGGCUGUGCUUCGGCCGCUCGGGGUUCCCCGGGGCCCGACUGCGUUUAUGUGGAUCAGGUCAAAGCCACGCUCCUGCAGCUGGAGAGUCUGGACACCGCUAUAGAGGAGCGUCUCGCGGCCCCGCCCGCUCCCUGCCUCUCCUGCGCCGAUUGGUUCCUUCCGGCCGGUGGGCGGGACCGACAGGACGGCUUGGGCAGCUCGCCGAUCCUCAGCCGCCUGACGGCAGCCAUCAAGCCCCCGUCUCCGGGCGGGAUGGGGCGGAGCCUGUUCGGGGAGGCGGGGCCAGGCUUGAGCCUGAGGGGACGGAGGCCGAGUCCUCAGAGGAGUCUGUCUGACAGCGGCAGCGAGGGUCCGGCCGACGGGACGCCCUCCUUCACCUCGGGUCUGAGUCCUCGCGCCACACCGGACGCGGUGCGCCGGACGCCCUCCGGUGGCGCUCGCAGAGACUCGCUCGGCUCGGGAGGCUCAGACGGCAGCCUGGGAAGUGCAGGAUUUUUCAAGAUUCCCAGGUUAAAGCAUCCUAACCCUUUCUAUCUGGGCUCUCUGAGGAAGAGUCUGACCGACAGAGAGACUGAGGAGAUGCACAACGUCCUCAAGCUGACGGCCGGUGCUGAGAACACUCUGUUUCAUUACGUGCUGAUGGAGACGGUGCAGGGUAUCUUCAUCGCUCCCACACACAGAGAAGUGAAUCACCUGAGCGGCUCCAUCCACCCGCAGCUCAUCCAGAACUUCUACCACUGCUGUCUGUCCAUCCGCCAGGCCUUCCAGCAGAGCCCGCCCUCUCGAGAGCGCAGAGGCUCGGAGCGGCCGCAGAGCACUCGAGGCCUGGGUCCGGUCAAAGAACACGGCGUUCUGUUUCAGUGCAAGCCGGAGAACUGGACCGAUCAGAAGAAACCGGCGCCCACCAUGACCUACUGGGUUAUAGGGUACGUGCUCUGGCCGUCGGGAGCUUCUUUAACGCCCCGGAGCCUCAACGGUGUGACGUUUUCUCCCCUCUGCUCCAGGCGGAUGCUUCUCGAGCCCGUUCCUCAAGAGUUUUACGUGUGCUUCCACGACUCCGUGGCCGAGGUCCCCGUGGAGAUGGCUUUCCGGCUGUCGUUCGGCUUGGCCGUGUAGCGCCGGUCCGCCGAAGACCCCGACGGAGCCAACGGUCAAAGCGUAUGUAGAUGUCACCUGAGAUGUAGAGAUGAGUCGAAUGGGUGCCGUCAAAACAUCUCGAUGAUCCACCAGUCAGUGACUCGAGACAGAAACGUGUCUGAAAGCGAAAACGCUCCAAAGCUGAACUAAACAGAUGCCUGUGCUGAAUAUUGGUAUGUAGAUUUUUGUCAGAAGCGUCAGUUAAUAACAUCUUGUUUCUUGCAAACAUGCAGCUUGGUUGGUUUGAUUGCCGCGAUGUUUUUAUCAGCUCUCAUUCUGACGGCACCCAUUCACCUCUGAGCAAAUGAGGCUGAAGUUCUCCGAACCAGACUCCUCUUCAUCUCGGAUGGCGCAUUUCAUGCAGACUUUCAUUUCUGGUUUAAGCAUUCCUUUAAGAUAAAACCACCACCCUCGUCUUACUCAGAUGUUGUCUGUAGCAAUGAGCUAACGAAGCAGCAGAUGAACGGGACGAUAAAAGACCUCACACCACGACGAGCUCAAGCUACAGAUUCAUGAACGCUCUCCGCAGAGAAACCCCGCUCAUGACGUGCUUUCACUCGACCUUUCCUUGCUGGAUCAAGUGAAAUGAUGUUUUCUAAACCAAAGCCUUAACGACACUUUUGAAGUUUGUGAUAUGAAAAUAGUUUUGUAUUUUAUCGAAGGUGUUGAAGUUAAAAGUUUGCAAUGCAUCGUUCAUCCGUUUAUUAAAUAAAUGAAGGCAGAUUUA